CAGCGUCGACGGCGCUGUGUGCGUGUAGUUUGCAGCGACGUGCUCCAAACAGAGCCGAGCAGCACCGCAGCAGGCUGUCCGCCGAGAUUAAGUAAACACCGAAAGCGUACGUGCAUAUUGUUCAGCGUGGCGUCUUGUGCAUCACUCGGGCACGUUUCCAGGCUGCUUAUUUUGCGCAAUAUCCUCAAAGCUAAACUGUCUGAAUGAGCUAUACACGUGUGUAGAUACUAACGUGUUGCGUUUUGGACUGAAGGAGUAGUAUGUUGCGCUCCCGAAGGAGACAGCAGGUGGAGCGCUAGAAUAAGUGUACGGAUCAUUGUCUGAAGGGCACAGCUGAGUACUCACCACUGCCAUGUUGUUCUGCAAACACCCCCAUCAGCAGGGAGACGGAAGUGUUUAUUUCUAACAUCACGGAUGAGAAAGAAGCAGACAGCCAAACAGAGGAAGACAGAGGAGACUCCAGUUGUCCAGGAGUUUGUGGUAGAAACAAUUAUUCGCCGCAGAAUCUUUAACGGGAGAGUGGAGUACUUCCUGAAGUGGAAAGGCUUCACUGAUGCAGAAAACACGUGGGAACCUGAGGACAAUCUGGACUGCCCUGAACUCAUUGAAGAGUUCCUGAGAAACACCCACUUCUAUGAGGGGAAUGAGGAAGAUCAAACCGAGCAAGAGUUAAUUCCCAAAGAAGAAAUGACAGAGCAGGAGACGGAAAUUUCCUGUAUGCAGUCUCAGCAGCAGGCUCACACUGUGCAGAGCAACAGCGAGCCAAAUGACACGCAGUCAGACACCCCCACAAACCUCAGCACUUACCUCGAGCCUGAAUGCAUCAUCGGCUCCACAGACAGACAGGGAGAGCUCAUGUUCCUCGUCAAAUGGAAGAACUCCGACGAUGUGGCCCUGCUGCCGGCCCGCGAAGCCAGCGCCAGGUGUCCCCAGGUGGUCAUCGAGUUCUACGAGCAGAAGCUGACCUGGCACUGCGGGGACGAGGAGCAGUGAAAUGUGUGCGUGGGUUGUGUACAGAGGUGGACUGAUAAACAGCUGUGCUCUCGCCUGAAGCUUAGUUUAACCUCCAUCGAGUGUCCUCCUUCAGCUGACAUUGGAGGCGCACUGUGUGAAAUUGCGCUGCAGGUAUAAUUCCAGAUUCUGGCAGGUGCGAGAUCCUCAGCGGGGAGGGAUUUUUAGAGCUCUCGGUCCCGCGGUGCUCAACGAGGUCUGCGUGCCUUUGUGGAGACUGCGAUGGGGACUAAAACUAACUUUUGUGUAGAGCAGCUGAUUUGAGAUCAGCCUAACCUGUAGCAGCUUUGGUCUGGUGUAAGCGGACUCGAUCACUGUGGACAUGCGUUUUCUUUUUAUUGCUAUGUAGUAAUUUAGUAUUUGAAGUCCUGUUUAGCUACAUGGUGGCUGUUUGGUGUGUGCUUUAUAUCUUUUAUUAUGUAGGCAGAGUGAACUAACUGUUGUCCAAUCCAUUCCUCCAUGUAGCUUUUAGUCAGAGCUGAAGAUUGUAAACAUGUUGUUCUAACGUGUUUUGUGUGUGGUGUUUAGAGCCACAGCUGUUACUCUGUCUCUCUAUGACUCAUGUUUGAUGUGGAAUAUUUAAAGAAAUUGCCCACCAGAAAUCACCUAAUUUUUCUAAUCAGCUGCUAAGUACCAACUAUUGUCUUCUACUCUGUAUUGACUUAUAACAAGAAUAUUAUUGAGUUUAAAAAAAAAAAAAAUCUUUUAUCUGGUGCUUACACAAAGUUCUGGCACAAUUAAUCAAAUGUUCUUAAAAAAUGUAAAAUAAAUCAAUUGAGAUUAACACAAAAACUGAUGUGCACCUGUCAUGGCUAAUAAGUUGUUGAAUGUCGCACUUUAGAUAUGAGACUGUCCAAUUACUGUACCAAGGGCGUUGUCUUGCAGUAAUUAUACAGGUCCGUGUACACGAAACCUGUAUGUUGAUGGCACUGUCCUGACUCGACAUAUCUCCCAUGACCGUUAUGGGACACUCAGCUAAACCAUAAACCUCCGAAAAACACACCUGCUACUGAAUUACUGUAACUGUUGACCAUGGAUCUGUGAAGUCUCUGUGAAUAAAGGAAACUUUUUAGUGAA
This is a messenger RNA of Anarrhichthys ocellatus (wolf-eel), 2088 nucleotides long. RefSeq names its product chromobox homolog 3b (gene cbx3b). Bases 415 to 993 code for a protein of 192 amino acids. The record is from RefSeq and is a predicted model, not a curated record. Gene Ontology annotation, cellular component: nucleus. The transcript has 5 exons. Lineage: Eukaryota; Metazoa; Chordata; Actinopteri; Perciformes; Anarhichadidae.